Molecule: messenger RNA, 1719 nt
Organism: Leptopilina heterotoma
Lineage: Eukaryota; Metazoa; Arthropoda; Insecta; Hymenoptera; Figitidae
Product: odorant receptor 49b-like
Exons: 10
Coding region: 16-1248 (410 amino acids)
Biological process (GO): detection of chemical stimulus involved in sensory perception of smell; sensory perception of smell
Cellular component (GO): plasma membrane
Molecular function (GO): olfactory receptor activity; odorant binding
Source: RefSeq, a predicted model, not a curated record
AAACAACUAUAAAUAAUGAGUAUUUUUUGGCGUCAAAAAUCAACAAUUCCUUUAAAACAAAACAUGGUCAAAUCUAGUGGAUUAGAUAACUAUUUAAACGUGAAUAAAUUUUUUUUAUCCGUUCUUGGACAAUGGCCCUAUCAAUUACAAGCAGAAAGAAUUUUAAUUCGUGUACUUACUCACGGUAUAUGUACAUUUAUUCUAAUUCCAGGCUUAAUAGCUUUCUAUGAUGCAAGACAUGAUAAUGCUAUUUUUGUAGAAUGCAUUCCUCCAUUGUUUGCAGUAUUUCUCAGCAACUGUUAUGCUAUAUUUUUUAGCUUAAACUUGUCGAAGAUAAAAUUUUUAACUGACAGCAUGAAGCGGGACUGGGAUUCAAUUAAAUCUUGCAAAUCGGAGCUGGAAAUUAUAGAGAAAUCUGCCCAACAAGGAAAAUCUAUAACAAUAAUUUUUAUAUAUUACUCUUAUGUGAGCACAACUGUUUACGUGAUAACUCCGCUUCUACCACAGAUACUUGAUGUAAUAUUACCUCUCAAUGAAUCAAGAGAAAGAAAUUAUGUUUUUCAUGUCAACUACGUUUUUAUUGAAAAUGAUAAUUACUAUAAUUUGAUAUACCUACAUUCAAUACUUGCAACACUUAUAACGUUAACAAAUGUAAUUGCAAUUGAUUUUAUCUUUCUUACCACUUGUCAACAUGCUUCUGGAAUAUUUCAAAUAUUAGGUUAUAGACUAUCAAAUAUUUCGGACAAAAAUUAUGUUUCUAAGCCUGGUAGCAUUGAAGAAAGGAACAUUAACAGAAGGAUGGUCAGAUGUAUAGAACUACACAAUGAUAUACUUAAAUUUACGGAUAAUAUUGAGCUCAGCUUUUCUAGUAUGUUUUUUUGCAUCAUUGGUAUUAACAUGCUAAUGAUUAGUUUUCAAGGAGUACAGAUUGCAUUAAACUUAAAUAAUCCACAAAUUGUUAUGAGAUUUGGCGCAUUUUUUAUGGGGCAAAUUAUACAUUUAUACUUCAACUCUAUUGCUGGUCAAAUGAUAAUUGAUGAAAGUUCUAAAGUCAGUCAAUAUUGUUAUGACUCUGAUUGGACUAAUAUGUCAAUUAAAACUCGAAAACUUUUAUUAUUUAUGCUAUUAAGGGCAUCUCAAGAGUGUAAAGUAUCUGCUGGAAAGGUUUACGUAAUUUCCAUGGAGAAUUACAGUUCAGUUAUGAAAACAUCAUUUUCAUACUUAAGUGUAAUAUCUUCGGCACAGUAAAAACUCGAAGGACCAAGUUCAACCCUUACUUUAUUUUUAACAAUUAAUUAAGGGCGGCUACACGAAGAGAAAAAUCAAGUGUUUGUAGUAUGAACAGUUAACCUUAUUUCGUAAAAGAAUGCACAUGCGCAAUAAGCGUAAAAUGUGUGCUGUAUUUGUAUCAAUUUCUACGUUAUCAGCAUAAAAGUUCUACACUGAACGCAUAUAUGGGACGUCAGUAUACUACGAUUGCAAGAGAUCCAUGCUUUUUUAGUAUAUGUUUUAUGCAACUGAGGUGUAAGGACACGCCUCUUAGGCAGGACGUUCAUACAAAAUUACCAUACACGGAAAAACCUUUAAGCAGUCUGCUCACCCGAAACUUAUGCGUCAGCGCCACCACUAAACUUGUUCAUCUGCACUCCCAAACUGGGUGACCAACGUACCCAGUUGUAAUUUUCUAAACUUUUUGGGAAGUUUGUCUAUCGAAAACGG